GGGCGGAGAGAAGCUGUUUUCUCCACGGUCAUCGCCCCUGCGAGCAUCCAGCCCAGCCCGGCCCCGCCCCGCAGCACCCGGCCGGGAGGGGAGCGGGGACCCCACUGCACCCCCCGGGCCUGGGGGGGGAACCCCAGGAGCUGCCGGAGGAGCAGAGGAAAAAAAUUCAGGCCCAUCUGAAGACUCUGAGGGAAGAGAGGAAAAAAAGCUCCUGGGAUUUAAAGUGACUGCAGAGGGGACAAGUCAGGAGUGUCUGAAACAGAUAGAAAAGGAGGGACAGAAAAUGGUCUGAAUUUCAGUUCUUGGAGGAAUAAGAGUGACCCCUGCUGGAAGAGCUGGACAAGGAGAUUGGGGAUAUUUUUGUUCCGUAUCUUCACAAACUCCGUGUGAGACGGGGAAGUUCCAGCAGCCAGUGGCGAUUUCUCCUGAACUGGAAGUGAGACUCAGUGAUUUCUCCCAGAAAACUAAUGCUCUCAUGGAGACUCUGAGGAAAUUCAAAGCCACUCUGCCGCCUAAACUGGAGACAAAAAGAGGGGAACCCCUAGGAGCACACAGACAGGUGAAUGUGACCCUGGAUCCAGACACGGCUCACCCCGAACUUGUCCUCUCUGCGGAUGGGAAAAGCGUGAGAUGGGGACACACCCGGCAGGUUCUGCCCGACAACCCGGAGCGAUUUGACUCUGAGCGCUGCGUGCUGGGCGGCGAGGGCUUCGCCUCGGGGCGACAUUGCUGGGAGGUGGAGGUGAGGGUGCAGGAGGGGGGACACUGGGCGGUGGGGGUGGCCAGAGAGUCUGUGAGGAGGAAGGGAUGGAUCAACCUUAACCCUGAGGAGGGGAUCUGGGCAGUGGAGCGGGGCUGGUGGGGUCAGUUCCGGGCUCUCACCUCCCCAGCCACCCGCCUGCCCCUGCGCCGGGUCCCCAGCAGGAUCCGGGUUUCUCUGGACUGUGAACGGGGGCAGGUGACAUUUUCUGACGCGGUUAGCGAGGCCCCAAUCUUCACUUUCCCGCCGGGCUCCAUCCCCGGCGAGAGAAUCCGCCCCUGGCUCUGGGUGUGGAGAUCCUGGCUCAGGCUGUGUCCCCCAGGGGACCCCAAAACCGGCCUGCCUAGCCUCCGGUGUCCUAGUCUUUAUGACUGUGGAGGACUGCUGUCGUCCUACCGAUUUUCUCCCUGUGGGCUCUGCGACCCCGCCGGCUCCCUGGAGUCGCUGGACUUUGAAGCCACGGAGAGCAGGGAGUGACGGAGGGAGAGCACACUGUUCUCUGUGGUCCAGGAUGACUCUGACCAUGGGCAUCUCUAUCUAGCUAUCAUCCCAGUCUCUGUGACCCUGGAGGACUCUCAUCUCCCCAGCACCCCUGGCACUUUAUCUCUGACGCCUGAAACCUCCUCCCCCCUUCCUCCCUGCAGCACCAGUAUUUGGAGGGUUGGGGGCAGGGAGUGUUUUGUACAAAUCUGUGUCAUUAUUGCUCACGGGGGUCUCCCAGCCAGCACCUCUCCCGCAGGGGCCGAAGUCACCUUCCCCUGUAACUCCCAGACAGCUGGCCACAUUGUGAAAUUGUCACACACACACACACACACGUGGGAUGGGCAGGGGUGCAGAUAGACCCCAAACCAUUAUAUAAUCUUUUAAAAAAAUCAUCAUUUUCGGUCAGUCUCAUGAUUUUUUUUUUUUAAACUCCUGAGGUUGGCAGGGGCAGGGUGGGUUUAACCAGAGGGACAAGGAGAAGCGAGACGAAAAUGGGAAUUAAAAUAAAACAAGAAUGAAGGGAGAGACUGGGAGAAAUGGUGACAAAUUAGAAAUGAAAAGCGUGAAAGGAAAAUAUGCCUGGGCAGGGGAACCGGCCAGGGAGCAGAAAGAGGGGAAGGGAUCAAAUCAGGGGAAAGAAUGGAGAAGCCAAUGAUCUGCAGCGGGGAGGGGAGAACAGUGAGAGAGACCCGGGAAAAUAAACAGGGAGGGGAAGUGAGGGCUAGAAAAAUGCCGAGAAGAAAAGGGAACAUGAGUGACACAGAUUUAUGAAACGUUCCUGCAAGUGAGACUCUCGCGCCGUAAUUCCCUCUGUUAGUUCCUGCAUGUUUGUGCUACUGUGGUGCCAUGAAGAAAACUGUUCUCAGUAGCUGGGGAAUCUCCUUUCCCAUCCGCCUUUUACUCUCCAGCUGUCCAGUUACUUAUUGUCAAUAAAACAUUACAAA
Terrapene triunguis (Three-toed box turtle) is the source of this 2187-nucleotide messenger RNA. Its product is annotated as butyrophilin subfamily 1 member A1-like. The transcript is spliced from 6 exons. The record is from RefSeq and is a predicted model, not a curated record. Gene Ontology annotation, molecular function: protein binding. Bases 476 to 1237 code for a protein of 253 amino acids. NCBI's taxonomy places the organism in Eukaryota, Metazoa, Chordata, Testudines, Emydidae.